GGAACGGAAGUCGCGUGUAUGCGCCCGUAGUGGCGGUCUGCUGAGGGGUCCGGACCAGCCGGCAGAGCGUCAGCUGCGGGACGCUGCGCCCCUCGGCUGCGGCAGAGAUUGGGCUGUUUAGUGCCAUGCAUCCUUUACAAUGUGUCCUCCAAGUGCAGAGGGCUCUGAGGUGGGGGCCGUUGGCCUCUGUGUCCUGGAUGUUGCUCAGGACCUGCAGGGAACACAGCAGUCUCCCCAGUACCACAUGUCCCAGUCCAGAGAGGCAGGAGGAUGGAAUUCAGAAGGAUUUCAGCUCCAGACUGGCCACUGGACCGACUUUUCAACAUUUUUUAAGAAGUGCCUCAGCUCCUCAAGAGAAGCUGUUUUCUCCAGAAGUGGAGGACCCACCCCCCUAUCUCACAGUGGAUGAACUUCUAGGAAGGCAGAGAAAAGUCUACUUUGAGACCUAUGGUUGCCAGAUGAAUGUGAACGACACAGAGAUAGCCUGGUCUAUCUUACAGAAGAGUGGCUACCUGCGGACCAGUCAUCUGCAAGAGGCUGAUGUGAUCCUCCUUGUCACAUGUUCUAUCAGGGAGAAGGCUGAGCAGACCAUCUGGAACCGUUUACAUCAGCUUAAAGCCUUAAAGACAAGGCGGCCCCGCUCCCGGAUGCCCCUGAGGAUUGGGAUUCUAGGCUGCAUGGCUGAGAGGUUGAAGGAGGAGAUUCUCAACAGGGAGAAAAUGGUGGAUCUUUUGGCUGGUCCAGAUGCCUAUCGGGACCUUCCUCGGCUGCUGGCUGUCGCCGAGUCGGGCCAGCAAGCUGCCAACGUGCUGCUCUCUCUGGACGAGACCUACGCUGAUGUCAUGCCAGUCCAGACGAGCCCCAGUGCCACUUCUGCCUUUGUGUCAAUCAUGCGAGGCUGUGACAACAUGUGCAGCUACUGCAUCGUUCCUUUCACACGUGGCCGGGAGAGGAGUCGGCCUGUUGCUUCCAUUCUGGAGGAAGUGAGGAAGCUUUCUGAGCAGGGGCUGAAAGAAGUGACACUUCUUGGUCAGAAUGUUAAUAGUUUUCGGGACAAUUCAGAGGUCCAGUUCAACAAUACAGUGUCUACCAACCUCAGCCGUGGCUUCACCACCAACUAUAAAACCAAGCAAGGGGGGCUUCGUUUUGCUCACCUUCUGGAUCAGGUCUCCAGGGUAGAUCCUGAAAUGAGGAUUCGCUUCACCUCUCCCCACCCCAAGGAUUUCCCUGAUGAGGUUCUGCAACUGAUUCAUGAGAGAGAAAACAUCUGUAAACAGAUCCACUUGCCAGCCCAGAGUGGAAGCAGCCGUGUAUUGGAGGCCAUGCGGAGGGGAUAUUCAAGAGAAGCUUAUGUAGAGUUAGUUCACCAUAUCAGAGCAUCUAUUCCAGGUGUAAGCCUCAGCAGCGACUUCAUUGCUGGCUUUUGUGGUGAGACGGAGGAAGAUCACCUCCAGACAGUGUCCUUGCUCCGGGAAGUUCAGUACAACAUGGGCUUCCUCUUUGCCUACAGCAUGAGACAGAAGACACGAGCAUAUCACAGGCUGAAGGAUGAUGUCCCGGAAGAGGUAAAAUUAAGGCGUUUGGAGGAACUUAUUACAGUCUUCCGAGAAGAAGCAUCGAAAGCCAACAAGACCUCUGUGGGUUGUACUCAGCUGGUGCUGGUAGAGGGGCUCAGUAAACGCUCUGCCAAUGACCUGUGUGGCCGGAAUGAUGGAAACCUUAAGGUGAUCUUCCCUGAUGCAGAGAUGGAGGAUGUCACUAACCCUGGGCUCAGGGUCAGAGCCCAGCCUGGGGACUAUGUGCUGGUGAAGAUCACCUCUGCCAGCUCUCAGACACUCAGGGGACAUGUUCUCUGCAGGACCACCCUGAAGGACUUCUCAGCAAAUUGCUGACCUGAGUGGAUGGCCUUGGAGUUGACCUGAGCACUCCUUCUCAGCAGAAAAGCAGAUACCACUGGUCACUAGUGAAAAAGGUACUGAAGCUGCAGAGACAAGCUGCACGUGGUGAAGCACCUUUCUGUCAAACGAAAAUGCUGCUACAUAAACGUAAACAGCUUUUCUAAUCAUUAA
Messenger RNA from Lemur catta (Ring-tailed lemur), 2069 nucleotides. It is a transcript of the gene CDK5RAP1, whose product is annotated as CDK5 regulatory subunit associated protein 1. Gene Ontology annotation, biological process: tRNA modification; negative regulation of cyclin-dependent protein serine/threonine kinase activity. NCBI's taxonomy places the organism in Eukaryota, Metazoa, Chordata, Mammalia, Primates, Lemuridae. Gene Ontology annotation, cellular component: cytosol; mitochondrion. Gene Ontology annotation, molecular function: tRNA-2-methylthio-N(6)-dimethylallyladenosine(37) synthase activity; 4 iron, 4 sulfur cluster binding. The transcript has 14 exons. The record is from RefSeq and is a predicted model, not a curated record. The coding region runs from base 126 to 1892 and encodes 588 amino acids.